GUGCAUAACCUUUCCAUUAACUGUAAGAUGUCGUGUAUUGAUGAUAAGCUAGAAGAAUUCAAAUAAUGUCGGAUUUAUAACGAUAAAACAAGGCGCACAGCUGCACGUAAUACUCGAAAAGAGGCGUGAUGCAGUAUAUAUAAAUAGAUAGAUGCUGCUGAUCACUAAGCAGGAUUGCAUUUAGAAAAGAAAAGUGAAUUUCCGGCUGUUGUACCUAAAGAUAACGACAGAUUAAGAUGACACUUCGUGCAAUUUAAACCUACACUGAAGUAAAAUUUUUAAGUUUAAAGAUGUAAAAAACACGAAGUAAACUGAUGUAACAUUCGAUACCGAACGUGGUCUUAACAUUUUGGAUAACGUUGGUUCAAUAAUUUCCUGUAAAAAUCAUGGCUACUCCGUUGUAUGAUCCUAAAUUAUCAGCAGGCAAAUUCAAGAAUUGGAUUAAGGCUGGAUUAGCUGUGUUAUUUACCAAAGAAGGUAUUGAGCCUUUUGUUUAUGAUGAAAUUAAACAGUUCCAGCAGAAAUGUUUGAGUGGCAUUUGCAACAACAAUGGGCUUCCUGCUGGUACCACGUGUUCUAGUUGUUGCACAGAAAAUGUUGUUGUUUGUCCCACGAAUAGAAUUUGUAACGUAGGGAGAGGGAAAUGUAGCUUCCAUAGAAAUUCUGCCACGCAAUAUCUCCCGUUUGGCUGCCCUAACAAGAUCUGUCAUAAUUUCAAAAGCGAGAUCCAGCGUGCCCAUCGAUAUUACGGCCCAUCCUAUAAAAACACUGAUGCUACCCAGUGGUGCAGCAAUCCAUGGGAAGUUGCUAAAUGUUUCAUGCCACCUGAUGGAUACAAGGAUGCGACGAAUGCGGCAGAGACAGAUUUCAAUGGAAUCAUCACUGUUAUCCUAACAUAUGAAGCGUUUCAAACGAAAAUUUACGACGAUCUUUCAAAACCAUACAACAUCUUUGAACAGGGUAGAGAGGUAGCCAAAGCAGUUCGCCAUUCCCCAUGUUUAGAGGUAGAAGAUACAGAUCUACAACAUUAUUUUAGUAUCUUACAGAAGCUGCUUUCAGAUCCUGCAUAUUUGUCUGCCAAUACCAAUGCGCAGAAUGCUAAAACGAAAUUAUUACAGCUUCAAAACGAUACUUUGGUCAUUGGCACAGACGUUGUCCGGAAAGUACUGGAUAGUGUUGCCAAGGCAGUUCAAGAUGAAAUCGGGACUGAAAUGAAUGUACACAAGAAGGAAGCCGAAAAGAAAAAACUAGAACUGAUCAAAAUCACAAGAACGUAUAUUAAGGUCAUUAACAAGCAAGGGAAAGUAUCAAUGGCUCAACUAGAUAAAGCAUUACAAUCUGCAAACGAUGAAAUAGAAAAGCAAAGAAGGAAAUCGGUUAAAAUAAUACAAGCUGAAGCACAAAAACAACUGAAGAUAUUUAUAGCAGAAACAGAUACUUUGAAAGAAAUUGUAACGGAGCAGGUAAACGAAUUAGUUCAAAGAAUGGAAGUUGAUGCUUGGGACAAAAGAGUUUUAUCAGAAAAUAAAAAUGCUAAGAGAAAGAUAAAGGAAGAGACCAAUGAAGAAGUUAAGAGGUUUAAAACAGAGGCUAAUGCUAGAGCAAACACGUUAGAAACGGAAGCCAAUGAUAACAUAAAAACAGUUGCAUCAGAAGCUUGGAAAUCUGUAAAACAAAUAGAAGAAGCCAAAAAUAGGGAUGUGAAAGAAAUACCACCGGAAUUAGUUGCCGGAAGAAAAUUGCUAGCAUCAGAAGCUGAUAUUGCUACGAAACAGGUAGAAUACUAUGCUGUUAAAGGGGUAAUCAAGUUGGAAGUCGAAAACGAAACUGGAGUGAAACAGAUAGAAGAAUCUGCUGAUGAUGUGGUUAACAAGUUAGAAGUCGAGACCGAAGCUGGAGUGAAACAGAUAGAAAAAACUGCUGAUAAAGGGGUUAAAAAAUUGGAAGUCAAAGCUGAAGCUGGAGUGAAACAGAUAAUUUCAAACACUGAUGAUGCAAUAAAGCAGAUUGGGGAAUCAACAACAGCAAACAAAGAAGAUAAAUACAACAUGAUCAAAGAAGAUCCUGGGUUCAGUGUCAGAAAGACGAAACCGACUAUCCUUACUCUGCAUGAAAUUAUAGAUAAUAAAACGAGUCAGUGGGGGCAAAAUACUGGAAGAGUGGAGGAUGCCCAGGCAUUGAACAGGGAUGGACUACUUCCGAACGUACCCGAAGUCUCAGACCGUGUUUUUCCUUUAAAAUGUUCAUGGGAAAAUGUUAGAACUGUGGAGGAGGCCCGGGUAUUAAUCAGUGACGGAGUACUUCCUAACGAGCAUGGACUCUCGGAACUUGUUCAUCGUUUGGGCAGGAAAUCUGAUAUAGUAAAGUUGUUAUGUAAAAGCAUUUGUAAGAAAAUUGAAGUUGCGUCACCAGCCUUUACACAUGUAUUUGCUGCGUAUGCGCUAGCAAAUCAAGAUAAGUUGCAUUUUGUAGUAUUGUUGGAAAAUGAAUCAAGUUCCGAUGUGAACUUAGAUUAUGAGAUCUUGUUUAGAAGUGGCAAGGGAGAUGAGAAAACAGAACAUGAACAUAUGACAAAAGAAUCUGAAGGUGAACUUUUAGCGGAUGAAUCGACGGCUGUAAGGAAUACAAUCAAUACAAUUUCGAAGCAGUAUAUGGAAAAUCAUAAGUACUUGAGCGCUAUAACUGCUAGAAAAAUCUGUUUGAAUGGAAGAGAAAAACUUUGUAUUCUUAUGUACGUUCAUCCUUGCACAGACAGAUAUUCUAGCAUUCCAUACACAGAGGAACCUUUACCGACUGAAAUCCAAGGUUAUAAAGUAGUUGUUCGUAAUGGAGUGUUCAAAACAGCUACAAAAACAGCUACUGAAUAUCAUGAUAAUUUACGUAUGGGAUGUCAAAUAACUUCAAACCUCGUGGACAGUUUUGGAACUUUAGGUGGGUUUAUUGAUCAUUCUGAAUAUGGACUUUGUGGAUUCACAUGUGCCCAUGUCGUGUGCAGUUCUGCACAAAUGAUAAAACUAAAGAGAACCAAACGACUUAAAUGGUCUACCUCAGAAGAUCCAUGUUUAGUAUACCAGCCUACAAAAAAUACCAUUCCCGUAGGACGUGUUGUUGAGACAGUCUACACUGAGGGUGGUGACUCUGGUUCGGCUGGCGUUGAUCUAGCUCUUUUUCAGAUAGAGAACCGUCCUCCAGUUUCAGGAACUUCUCCGUGUUGCAGUUCAAAUGAGAAACUACAAUAUGUUACGGGUAAAACCUGGGGAAGAUCACGAAUAAUACACAGUGCAUGCGAAGUACAAAAGUUCGGGGUUGUAACAGGUAUUACGCAAGGAAAUGUCAGGUUUGACGGCAUGUCUGUAAGAGAACUUUCCUUUGUCACAAAAAGUGCUCUUCACAGUGUAGAUACCAUACUUUAUAAUCAGUAUGAAAUUGUAAAUGAUACAAGAAACUUUUCCGAACAGGGAGAUUCUGGAGGAUUAGUGUUCAUGAAAGACUGUACGAAUGAGUUAAUGUGUAUAGGAAUGGUUAACGGAGUUCUUGAUACAAUCAACCCGUUUCAUGGAGUUGUUACACCUAUUACAGAAAUACUUCGAGAACUGAAUGCGCUGAAUUUGAAGCCUUUUAGAAACGAGGUGAAGUUAGAUAAUUUAGAAAAUAAGAUAUCUGUUCAAAUGCAGAAUGACUUCCAGAUAAUGCAGUCUCUUAUUAGAGAAAGUGUUUCCACGGUAGCACGAGAUAUGUUUGCAAAAAUGAUGGAAGAAGUCAAAACGACAGUUAAAAGCGAAGUCCAAUCAUCUAUGUCACAGAUGUAUACAUUGCUUCAAAAACAAACAUCAGACAGUAACAAAAACACUGCCACAAACAAUUGUGAUGGUAAGCACUAAAAAUUUGGGAAAUAUAAACUAAACGUAAUCGAACAAAUUCAUUAAUGUUUUCAAGUUGACUAGUUCCGAGUUCCUUUUUAAUAUUUCGAUAAGGAUUUGUAAGCGAGCAACAAUUUAUACGUUUUGAAACAAAAACAACAAGGAAAAAAACCCACAAAAACGUUUAAUAUAAGUUAAUCUGAACGCGGUUAGACUGAAAAGAUUUUGGUUUUGCGCCAGUGGACUAGACAAAACUCCCCAGUGGUGUUUUGCAGUUGAUCAUUUCAAGGCGGUGCCCCGCUGUUUUUGUGUGUCUGUUUCUUACUUCUGUGUUAUUAUGAUUACAUUCAAUUGUGUUAAUGAGUAUAUGUGCUCAUCCGCUGUGCACCUGUAUACAUUUACCUAUACCUAAUUUCAAUGUGGAGUGCUGUAUAGAUGGCUGCGUUCUUUGAAUGUGCAUGAUGUAAUUUCUACAGAUUAGCUGUUAAUAUGUUACAUUUAAACAAAAUUAAAAUAACAUAU
Messenger RNA from Mercenaria mercenaria, 4382 nucleotides. RefSeq lists its product as uncharacterized. The record is from RefSeq and is a predicted model, not a curated record. The transcript has 8 exons. The coding region runs from base 387 to 3881 and encodes 1164 amino acids. NCBI's taxonomy places the organism in Eukaryota, Metazoa, Mollusca, Bivalvia, Venerida, Veneridae.